This is a messenger RNA of Eruca vesicaria subsp. sativa (arugula), 2285 nucleotides long. The record is from the annotation of a GenBank genome assembly. NCBI's taxonomy places the organism in Eukaryota, Viridiplantae, Streptophyta, Magnoliopsida, Brassicales, Brassicaceae.
AUGGAUACAAAGCGUUACGGUGUUGUAAAAGCCGUUACGGCGAGCAAGGCAUUCGCGGCGGGGCAUUUCGCCUACGCCAUUGCUUUAAAGAACACCGGAGCCGCUCUCAGCGACUACGGCCAUGGAGAAUCCGACCAAACCUUAGAUGACGAUGUUGUCGUCUUGGACCAAAGCCAUUUCGAGAAACAGAGUGAUGAUCCCAUCGCUACUCCUCAGCCUCCUCCUCCUCCGCCUAUAGAGAAUCUCCCUCCUCCGCCUCCUCCUCUCCCCAAGUUCUCUCCUUCUCCGAUUAAACGCGCUAUUAGCUUGCCGACGAUGGCUGUUAGAGGAAGGAAGGUUAAGGGUGGUGGUGUUGAUGGUAUGGCGAUUGAGGAGGAAGAUGAAGAGGAGGAGGAGGAAGAGGAGGAGGAGGUGAAGGAAGAAGAGGAGGAUUCGCCGAGGACGCCGGAGAAUGUUGGGAAAGGGAGGAAGAGACAGGAGACGCCGGAGAUUGUGAGUGCUUCUCCUGGGGCUUGGGAUUACUUUUUCAUGGUUGAGAAUGUGCCUGUCCCUGUGCCUAUGCCUAACUUAGAAGAUAGGUAUCAGUUCAGUGAAGAGCAAGAAGAAGAAGAAGAAGAAGAUGAGCCAAAGACGCCGGUGAAUGUUGAAGAGGAAGAGGAGGAUGUAGUAGUGGAAGAGGCAGAGGAGGAGAAGAAGAAAGGGAAAGCUAAGAUUGAGCAUUCCAACACUGCUCCACCGGAGUUCCGGCGUGCGGUGGCAAAGACCACCACCACGGCAUCGAGUGUGAAUCUGAAGAAGAUUCUUGAUGAGAUUGAUGAUAGGUUCUUGAAAGCGUCAGAGUGUGCACAGGAGGUCUCUAAGAUGCUUGAAGCAACAAGGUUGCAUUACCACUCCAACUUUGCAGAUAACAGAGGAUAUGUCGAUCAUUCCGCAAGGGUAAUGCGAGUCAUAACUUGGAACAAAUCAUUAAGAGGCAUUUCAAACGGUGAAGGUGGGAAAGAAGAUCAAGAAUCAGAUGAGCAUGAGACACAUGCCACGGUGUUAGACAAACUGUUAGCAUGGGAGAAGAAACUCUAUGAUGAAGUCAAGCAAGGUGAGCUUAUGAAGAUAGAGUACCAGAAGAAAGUAGCUUUACUCAACAGACAUAAGAAACGAGGUGCUAGUGCAGAAACCGUGGAGAAAACAAAGGCUGCAGUGAGUCAUUUACACACUAGAUACAUCGUUGACAUGCAAUCCAUGGAUUCAACCGUCUCUGAAGUAAACCGUUUAAGAGAUGACCAGUUGUAUCCAAGACUUGUCUCCUUAGUUGAAGGGAUGGCGAAGAUGUGGUCAAACAUGUGUAUACAACAUGACACACAACUAAAGAUCGUUGGAGAGUUAAAGUCUCUAGAGAUCUCAACUUCUCAGAAAGAAACAACAAAGCAGCAUCACAACCAGACACGGCAGUUCUGCACGGUCUUGGAAGAAUGGCAUGUUCAGUUCGAGAGGCUCGUGACACACCAGAAGCUAUACAUAAACUCUCUAAACACAUGGUUGAAGCUAAACCUUAUCCCUAUAGAGAGCAGUCUCAAAGAGAAAGUUUCCUCUCCUCCAAGGCCUCAGCGUCCACCAAUCCAAGCUCUCCUCCACUCGUGGCACGACGGUCUCGAGAAGCUACCCGACGAGGUGGCCAAAUCAGCCAUCUCGUCGUUCGCGGCGGUUAUAAGAACGAUCUUGCUUCACCAGGAGGAAGAGAUGAAGCUGAAGGAGAGAUGGGAGGAGACGAGGAGGGAGUUUAUAAGGAAGAAGCAAGGGUUUGAGGAAUGGUAUCAGAAGCAUUUGCAGAAAAGAGGGCCAGUGGAGGAAGGUGGGGAAGAGGGAAGCAGUAGAGAUGAUGAUCAUGUGACAGAGAGGAGGAUUGUUGUGGAGAGUUUGAAGAAAAGGCUUGAAGAUGAAGAGGAAGCUUAUCAGAGACAUUGUGUUCAGGUGAGGGAGAAGUCUCUGAAUAGUUUGAAGAUCAGAUUGCCUGAGAUCUUCAGGGCGUUGUCUGAUUAUGCUCACGCUUGUGCUGACUCUUACGAGAAGCUCAGAAUCAUAUCUCAGGCUCAGAAAGCCAAUGUGUCUUCUUGAACCAGUUAAAGAAUAAGAACAGGAGGUCACUCACUGUCUUUAUCUGUGCUUUAUGUAUUAAAAGAACUCGUGUUUGAAUAGUUUUGUAGAAGUUUUUUAACUUUUUUAAAAAAAGGACCUUGUAUUGUCUUGUUGAAAAGUGAAAACCGUAUGUCUGAUUCAUUUUGGUGAAAGCC